Molecule: messenger RNA, 1440 nt
Organism: Fomitopsis serialis
Lineage: Eukaryota; Fungi; Basidiomycota; Agaricomycetes; Polyporales; Fomitopsidaceae
Exons: 6
Coding region: 21-1421 (466 amino acids)
Biological process (GO): mRNA splicing, via spliceosome
Cellular component (GO): U2-type spliceosomal complex; U2 snRNP
Molecular function (GO): RNA binding
Source: RefSeq, a predicted model, not a curated record
UUCAACGUUCAUGGCUGUUCAUGCACAUGGCCACAAUUGGUGUGAGGCCGAUGUACGCGCGAAGCCACAGCUUGACUGUGCUCGCUACGCUUCACCCGCCACUGUCCCAGCCAGCCAACACCAUAUUUCUGUUUCUGCCAGCUUUACUCGGUCCUGAUACAAUUCAGGCGAAUCUGAGACGUCCUGGCUGCUGUGACAUGUCUACCACCGACGCACCGUCUACGGCGCCACCUACUGCAGCCGCAGGGUCCUCUGCAGCGGCACAAGCAGCAGCAUUCGCAGAAGACCCUCGAGUCCAUUUUGACCGUGCAUCGGGCACAUGGCGCCUUGAGCAAGAUGACGGCGCCGAGCUCGAGUAUGAUGCGGCGAAGGGUGCAUGGGUCCUUUUGCUGGACGAGGACCUAGUGAAAGCCCAGCAGGCGGCGUAUUCAGUGGCAGGAGUGGACGAGGAGACACCCGCCGCCCCCGUGCUGAAGCGCACUAAGAAGCGCAAGGAACCCGAGGACUACACUUCCAGUACCGUCGGCUCCAGCUCAGGCCCUGCCACCAAACGCGGCAAGAAAGGAGACAUGAACGGCCAGACAGAGCGCAAGUCGAAGAACACUGCGGUCUAUGUUACGGGCCUCCCUCCCGACACAGAAAUGGACGAAGUCCAUGCACGUUUCUCGAAGUUUGGCCUCAUUGAGGAGGACGACGAAGGGGUGCCGAAGCUCAAGCUCUAUGCCCGCGACGACGGGACGUUCAGCGGAGACGCGCUUGUGGUGUACUUCAAGGAGGAGUCGGUCGACCUCGCGGUCAGCCUGCUGGACGAUGACGAGCUAAGGAUCGGGGACUCGAACACACGAAUGAGGGUCCAGCGUGCCGAAUUCUCCCACAAGCAUGAAGGAGAGGCGAAGAAUGGCGAAGCGAAGCCACGGAAGACGAUGUCAGAUAAGAAGAAGGCGACGAGGCGCAUUGGAAAGAUGCAAAAGAAAUUGGGCGAAUGGGACGACGAAGAUGGCUUCGGGCCAUCAAUGACGGAGGAAGACAAAGCACCACUUGUCAACAAAAGCAGGGUGGUUGUGCUCAAGCAUAUGUUCACGCUCAAGGAGCUCGAGGAGGAUGCAUCGUUGCUACUCGACCUCAAGGAUGAUGUCCGAGAAGAGUGUUCAGGUCUCGGAGAAGUCACUAAUGUUGUCCUCUAUGAUAAAGAGCCAGAGGGUAUCAUGUCGGUCAAGUUCCGCGACCCACUCAGCGCACAAGCCUGCAUAAUCAAAAUGAAUGGCCGGUUCUUUGCAGGAAGACGAAUCGAAGCGUCGUUGUACGCCGGUAAACAGCGCUUCAAACGAACAGUGGAUGACACAUUGGAGGACGGCGGAGACGAGGGCGAGAAGAAGCGAUUGGACGACUUCGCCCAGUGGCUCAUGACCGAGGGAGAUUGACGACCCAGCACACGACGAU